Messenger RNA from Populus trichocarpa (black cottonwood), 1541 nucleotides. Its product is annotated as protein SLOW GREEN 1, chloroplastic. NCBI's taxonomy places the organism in Eukaryota, Viridiplantae, Streptophyta, Magnoliopsida, Malpighiales, Salicaceae. The record is from RefSeq and is a predicted model, not a curated record. Gene Ontology annotation, molecular function: protein binding. The transcript has a single exon. Bases 197 to 1213 code for a protein of 338 amino acids.
AUUGGUGUUCAGGUUCAGGAGGUUCUAUUCAGAAACCGAAUUUCCUGCCCUCUCCCACUCCUACUCUCACCUACCAUCAGCGCCUAAAAGUCUGCUAAAAGUCUAAAACCCUCUGCCAGUAACCUUCUCCUCUACUCAAAACCCCGAACCUCGAAAACCAUCUCGCUUCAAAAUCCUCCCUGUAUCUCCACCAACCAUGAACGUAACUCUAGCCACUUCUCUUCUCCACCUCAGAACCCCUUCUUCCUUCAACUCACCUUCGCUUCUCCAUUUCACCACUCUCAAAUCCCACAAUUCCACUUCGACCCCUCCUCUCAAAAUACCAAAAGCCUCCUCCUCCUCCUCCUCCCCCUCCUCCUCAAAUGACACUUUCAAAAACCCACUAACCCAAACCCUAAAAACUCUCACCAAAACAGCAAUUUUGAUCGGUGUUACAGCUUCCAUGGCUGGUAAAUUCCCUGUACUGCCUGCAAAAGCCGAAAACCCGGCAGCUCUCACUGAACAAAACCCGACCCUCGAAGAAGAAGAGGAAGGCAUGGAGAAACAUCAAAACCAGAACCAAAGUGACGCAUCGACUCCUUUAGAAGCAUUCCUAGAAUCUAAUGCUGAAGCAAUUGAGUCUCUAAAAUCACUUUUACAACAGAAGCUUGAAAAGGGCCAAGACGACGAGGCUUUAAAUAUUUUAAAGCAGUUAGUAUCUGCGCAACCGGAGGUUACUGAAUGGAAGUUUUUGAUGGCAAGAUUGCUGAAUGAAAUGCGCCGGGUCCAAGACGCUCGCAAUGUGUUUGAAGAAAUUCUCGUUGCGAAUCCCUUGUCUUUUGAGGCAUUGUUCGAGAAUGCACUAUUAAUGGAGCGCAGUGGAGAAGGAGACGCGGUUAUUAGGAGGUUACGAGAGGCUUUAGAUAUUGCAGAAGAGGAGAAUAAAGUGAAAGAAGCGAGGGACGUGAGAUUGAUUAUGGCUCAAAUACAGUUUCUGCAAAAGAACGUGGAGGAGGCGCUGGAGAGUUAUCAAGAGUUGUCGAAUGAGGAUCCUAAAGAUUUCAGGCCUUAUUUUUGUAGAGGGAUGAUAUACAGUUUGCUUGAUAGAAACGAGGAGGCAAAAGAGCAGUUUGCCAAGUAUCGCGAACUUUCUCCAAAGAAGUUUGAGGUGGAGGGAUAUUUGAGGACCUCGUUAUCAAGGAUGAAGCUUUUUGGGUCGAACGAGAAGAAUUGAGUUUUGGUUUUUGAAGUUUUGAGGUAAUAAUGAUUUCGAGAAUUCAGCUGCUCUCCAGAUAGAGAAGGAAGACAUUGGAUUUUUGGGUAAUCAUCCUCAAUUUCAUUUAGUGAAGUAGGUUUAGUUAUUUACUACUCGUCUAAGUUAUUAGGGUUGAUGUGGAAACAUGGUUGGAGUUUCACCAAGGAUAAGUAAAAGGAAUAAAGAAAAGAGGACCGAGUUUAAUAGAGCUGUAACACAUACAUUGUUGCUACAGGAAUGGUUUCGAUCAUUUCUUUUGAGGAUUGUCUCCGUGUUAAUUUUAAAAAACUACUGGCUUCACUUGCAA